CAGUUUCAUUUGAACUCUCGUCCCGUUCCUAAGCAAGUUAAGUCGCAGACAGGCAGACAGGCGCAGGCAGGUAGGUGGCCUGACUUGGUGGAACUGAAUCGCAAAAACAACAACCACCGUCGCCGCCGCUAGUAUUUUAUCUCCUGCGACUGUACGAGGUGGACCCUUGACAACUGGAGGCUCUCCUGUUUUUUUGCUACUUUGGAUCUUCUGGAGUUCUACUUAAGAGAGUGAGAUGUAUCGAGUAAUCAGCAGACAGUAUCACAGCACAAAGGGAGUGUUCGGAUUCAUACCGAAACCACCGAAGGAGUUCCAGUUGGACAAACGAAUCAUCGAUGCCCGCGCGCAAUACAGCAAAGCCUAUCGCUGGGUGGAAUCUUUCAGAAACCAUGCUCAUCGGGUAGCCUCGAUCAACCCUGUGCCCUUCCAAGAACCGGCGAAGACCGAGAGCCAUCUACUGGACUACUCCCGUUACGGCCUCUCCCGGUACGAUAGUGUAGAUUUGUUCGGCGUCGUCAAGUCAGACUCUGUAUCUGCCUUAACCGUCGAACAGCUGGAACAACUCCUUCGAGAAAUCUACUGCGGAACUAGUAGUAUUGAACUGGCGUACAUCGAGAACGAGUACGAGCGAGAAUGGCUAGCGGAGAACUACGAACAGUUGUUUCACACAACUCUGCCUUCUUCAGACAAGAAGGAAAUCGCCAAACUACUCCUCAAAUCGCAGGCGUUCGAUAACUUCCUGGCGACCAAGUUCCCCGCCGUCAAGCGAUACGGAGGCGAAGGAGCGGAAAGUAUUAUGGCCUUCUAUCGGCAGUUGUUCCUGUGCGCUGCGGAAGCCGAUUUGAGUAACAUCGUCGUUGGGAUGCCCCACCGAGGAAAGCUGAAUGUGUUGACCACGCUGUUCCAAACGCGGCCCGUCAAGAUCUUCCGGAAGUUCAAGGGGCUGCCGGAGUUCCCAGCGGACGCGAAAGCCAUGUGCGAUAUUGCCAACCAUUUUAAUACCUCCACGGACUUAAACAUCAACGGCAAAACAAUCCACCUGAACAUGCUCAACAACCCAUCCCACCUAGAAGCGGUAAAUCCCGUUUCCAUGGGUAAGGCUCGUGCCAAGCAGCUAUCCCUCCACGACGGACCCUACCAACUGAAUCCAACCAGCUCCUCCUCAAAGGUCGUCAACAUCCAGCUGCACGGUGACGCCGCAUUCGUCGGCCAAGGAAUCAACCAAGAAUGCCUCAUGAUGGCCGAUGUUCCGCACUUCGACGUCGGAGGCUCUAUCCACAUGAUCGUUAACAACCAGGUCGGGUUCACGACCCCUGGUGAUCGAGGUCGCGGCACUCGCUAUGCGUCCGACCUGGCCAAGAGCAUCAUGGCUCCGGUGUUCCACGUCAACGGCGAUGACCCCGAAGCGCUGACCAAGAUCACCAAGCUGGCCUUCGCCUAUCAGCAAAAGUUCGGCAAAGACGUCUUCAUCGAUCUGAACUGCUUCCGUCGCUGGGGUCACAACGAGCUGGACGAUCCCACCUUCACCAGCCCGCUGCUGUACAACGUGAUCCACAACCGGAGUUCAGUGCCAGACUUGUAUGCCAAGAAACUGUUAGAAUCUGGGGACCUUACUCAAACCGACAUCGACACCGUCGUCAAGAACCACCACGAGUUCCUGAACUCCGAACUACAAAGCGUCAACACCUAUCAACCCGAGAAGAGCUACUUCGAACGCCAGUGGAGCGGCAUUCAACAAGCAGGAAACGAGAUCACCACUUGGGACACCGGCGUGAACUACAGUCUACUGAACUUUAUCGCCCAAUCCAGCGUCAAACAUCCGGAAGACUUCGCUCUUCAUCCGCACCUCCGGAAGCACCACGUGGAAGCCCGACUUUGCAAGAUUGCCGAAGGCAACCGCAUCGACUGGGCCACCGCGGAAGCCAUGGCCAUCGGAAGUCUCAUGUACCAGGGCUACCACGUGCGCAUCAGCGGAGAAGACAUCGGCCGCGGAACCUUCUCCCAGCGCCACGCCAUGUUCAUCGACCAGAACACCAACGAAAUCUACAUCCCACUGAACGAUCUGGAAGGCGGAGCCGGCGGAAAGCUGGAACUGGCCAACAGUAUCCUGUCGGAGGAGGCGGUUCUCGGAUUCGAGUACGGUAUGGCGAUCGACAACCCAAACAACCUGGUCAUCUGGGAGGCACAAUUCGGGGACUUCUUCAACGGGGCGCAGAUCAUAAUCGAUACCUUCCUGACCACCGGUGAAACGAAAUGGAUGGUGUGCAACGGAUUGGUGAUGCUUCUGCCGCACGGCUUCGAUGGUGCUGCUUCCGAGCACAGCUCGUGCCGGAUAGAACGUUUCCUGCAGAUGACCGACUCGAAGGAAACCACGCCGGACGGCGACGACGUCAACUUCGAAGUGAUCAACCCGUCCACACCGGCUCAGUAUUUCCACGCGUUGCGUCGACAGCAGGUGCGCAACUACCGGAAGCCGCUGGUCGUCGUGGCACCCAAGACCCUUCUCCGACUGUCGGAAUGCGUUUCGACACAUGCGGAACUUGCUCCGGGGACAUUCUUCCAGACGGUGAUCGGGGACGCCACGGUGAGCGACCCCAAGAAGAUCAAACGGGUAAUUCUGUGCAGUGGAAAGCACUACUACAAUCUGAACAACGAGCGACAGACGAGCAAGAACGGUGAAGUGGCGAUCGUGCGACUGGAAUCGCUGUGUCCCUUCCCGGUGCAGCGGAUUCAGGAAGAAUUGGCCAAGUACAGUAACUUGCGCGAGGUCGUGUGGAGCCAGGAGGAACAUCGCAAUAUGGGAGCGUGGAGCUUCGUGCAGCCUCGGUUCGAGAAUAUGUGCGGAAAGAGGAUCACGUACCGAGGACGUUGUGAAGGAUCUACGAUUGCUGUAGGAGUCAGCUCGUGGCAUGCCAAGGAGGCGGAAGAGGUCAUCAAAUCUGCAUUUCAGUAAACCACUAUAAAAAGAGUUAUGUAAAUAAAAUUGUGAUCGUA
Molecule: messenger RNA, 2994 nt
Organism: Aedes albopictus (Asian tiger mosquito)
Lineage: Eukaryota; Metazoa; Arthropoda; Insecta; Diptera; Culicidae
Product: probable 2-oxoglutarate dehydrogenase E1 component DHKTD1 homolog, mitochondrial
Exons: 6
Coding region: 236-2953 (905 amino acids)
Biological process (GO): tricarboxylic acid cycle
Molecular function (GO): thiamine pyrophosphate binding; oxoglutarate dehydrogenase (succinyl-transferring) activity
Source: RefSeq, a predicted model, not a curated record